Rhodotorula graminis WP1 is the source of this 354-nucleotide messenger RNA. RefSeq lists its product as uncharacterized. The transcript has 2 exons. The record is from RefSeq and is a predicted model, not a curated record. Gene Ontology annotation, cellular component: mitochondrial large ribosomal subunit. Gene Ontology annotation, biological process: mitochondrial translation. Gene Ontology annotation, molecular function: structural constituent of ribosome. Lineage: Eukaryota; Fungi; Basidiomycota; Microbotryomycetes; Sporidiobolales; Sporidiobolaceae. The annotation marks the transcript as partial.
GCCUUCACCCGCCCCUGCCACAAGCUCGUCGUCCAGUACUCGGAACACCAAGGCUCCCACAAGGGCAUGCGCAGCUUCCUCCAGUCUGGCAUGCUCGCCCGCAUCGCCCAACAACACCCGACCACCGAGGUCGUCGUCGAGCGCUCAGAGCACCAGGGCCGGCACCCGCUCCUCCGCGGCGUCUACCUCAACGGCCGCACAAAGGAGAUCUGCGUCCGCAACCUCCACCCGUCGUCCAUCGCCCAAAAGGCCCAGCUCCUCCUCGACUCGUCCGGCGCCAAGAUCGUCCCCAUCCGUCGCCCGGGCGUCCAGAGCACCACCGACAGCGUCAGGGGCAUGUGGAGCGCCUUCCAC